This is a messenger RNA of Xenopus laevis (African clawed frog), 4643 nucleotides long. RefSeq names its product major facilitator superfamily domain containing 6 S homeolog (gene mfsd6.S). The coding region runs from base 557 to 2902 and encodes 781 amino acids. Gene Ontology annotation, biological process: antigen processing and presentation of exogenous peptide antigen via MHC class I. Gene Ontology annotation, cellular component: plasma membrane; membrane. NCBI's taxonomy places the organism in Eukaryota, Metazoa, Chordata, Amphibia, Anura, Pipidae. The transcript has 7 exons. The record is from RefSeq and is a predicted model, not a curated record.
ACAUUGGUGCCCCCCCCAUGGCUGCCCUGCCUGACAGCAAUGUGGAGAAGCUCUGGGUAGCGUCUGGACCUCCACAGACGACUUCCUGCUCCAGGUGACAGAUUUCCUGCCAAUCAAACGUCAAACAAGACAGAUAACCCCGCCCUCGGCAGCCCAGUGUCGCGGUGCUCUGGGUGUACGGAACCUGUGACUGCGCGACGCCAGUAGGAGAGCUGCUGCGAAAUGACUCCACCCACAGACACCAGAGAAUGGGCUGGGAAAGUACGAGAGACACGCUGACGUCAGACACGAGGGGCGGUUCUACCUGCAGCCCAGCCCAAGCCUGUGACGGAGGGGUGGAGGGCAGUGAGACUGGUCCAACCGGUAGUUCACCUUAUCAUGUGCAACUUUGUUGCUGUCUGUAGAUGAGUGUAUGGUGGCGGCGUACAACGGACUGACAACUGAAAAUGAAGCAGCGGUGGCACGUUAACCUACGGCAAUAACAACUUUAUCAUUUGCACUUGUACAUGUUUGUUUCACGUUCCACUUUUGAUCCUGUUAGUGGUCCUGUAGAACAAUGGCGAAAGGUGAUAAAGUCGCAAUCUUAUCUGAAGAUGAGGAGGACCAAAAAAGGAAGUAUGUACUUGCUGAUCCUUUUAACGGCAUCUCAAAUGACACUGACCAUAACCAUGCUGGAUCCACUGGACCCCCUCAAGCUGCUGAGACAAUGUCUACUGCUGAACAAGAUAUCGACUGGCUAGAAAGACACUGUAUCAAAAUUAAUAAUGAUCUACUUAUUUCUAAAGUCUUCUACUUCUUUUUCUACUCUGCAUAUGGAUCCCUCUAUCCGCUAUUACCUCUUUACUACAAACAACUGGGAAUGACACCCACUCAGAGUGGGCUUCUUGUAGGAAUUAGGUAUUUUAUUGAGUUCUGUAGUGCCCCUUUCUGGGGAGUGAUUGCUGAUCGCUUUAGGAAAGGCAAGAUAGUCCUCCUGUUUUCAGUUCUCUGUUGGGUUUUAUUUAAUUUGGGAAUUGGAUUUGUGAAACCAGCAGCACUGACUUGUGUGGCCAAUAACCUUGAUCCUGUAUAUCCUACCAACUCCAGCUCAGUGUCCAUUUCACCAAUCACUGGAAUUAUUUCAAACUCUACAGGAAACAAGAAGAAAAGGGAAAUAUUGGAAUACUCUAGUUUUAAUGGCGAUCACAUACAACUAUACCGUAGUGCUCGAGAUAUCAAUAAUGACAGUACUAUUAAUUUUACAACACAGAGUACAGCCUCGACUAUUUCAAUUACCACAACUACAGCAGUUGCAUUGACUGAAGCGAAGACUCCUGCAGCUGAUCAGUAUAUUUUGGAGUAUAACAAAGAAAAUGUAGAAACUAUUUUCCUGUUACUCUUGCUAGUGGUCAUUAUAGGAGAGUUUUUUAGUGCCCCGGCUGUUACUAUAGUGGACACAGUGACACUACAAUAUUUGGGCAAACAUAGAGAUCGAUAUGGACUGCAGAGAAUGUGGGGGUCCCUGGGAUGGGGCUUGGCUAUGUUGUCUGUUGGUAUAGGCAUUGAUAACACCCAUAUUGAUGUGAUCAUCGAGGGUAUUGGUUGCUUGGAUCCAUAUUAUAAAAAUUAUCGCAUUGCAUUUAUUGUAUUUGGUGUCCUGAUGACAGUGGCUCUAAUUGUCUCUACACAAUUUCACUUUCACUAUCAUCACUUAAAACAAGAAAAAGACAGGAGGGAAGACGUAGAGAACUCAACAGUAGAACCAAGUUCCCAGACUGAAUCCUCAGUAAAUCAGAAUGAAAGAGAGCAGAGGGAAACAAAUCGAACCUUUCGAUUCUGGGACUUGAUCAAAAUUAUAUGCACAGUGCAGUAUGGCUCAGUUCUAUUUGUGGCUUGGUUUAUGGGUUUUGGUUAUGGAUAUGUUUUCACUUUUCUUUAUUGGCACCUGCAAGACCUUAAUGGGACUACAACAUUGUUUGGAAUCUGCUCUGUCUUGAGUCACGUGUCUGAACUUACUGCUUAUUUCUUCAGCCACAAGUUGAUUGAACUUGUUGGUCAUAUAAGGGUACUAUACAUUGGGCUUGCUUGCAAUACUGCUCGUUACCUAUAUAUUUCAUAUAUAGAAAAUGCCUGGACAGUUUUACCUAUGGAGGUGCUACAAGGUGUGACUCAUGCAGCAAUAUGGGCAGCUUGCAUUUCAUAUCUAAGUGCUGCUGUCCCACCUGAACUUCGAACCUCUGCACAGGGAAUCCUCCAGGGCCUCCAUUUAGGACUUGGCAGGGGUUGUGGUGCCAUGAUAGGAGGUGUUAUGGUAAAUUUCUUUGGUGCUGCUGAAACAUUCCGAGGGAUAGGAAUGGCAUGUCUUGUUAUUCUUCUGCUCUUUGCUUUGAUACAGUGGAUAGCUGUAUCUCAAAAGGAAGAAGAUGCAUCAAUGCUGGCUGAAAGAAUUCCUGUUCCUUCCAGCCCAGUUCCGAUAGCAACCAUCGACCUGGUCCAACAGCAGAGUGAUCAUAUAAUGCCUGUUAUACAUCCCAAACUUCCUCCCAAGAAAACAAAGCACCAAGAGGAGCAAGAGGAUGUCAGUAGGCCUGCAUGGGCCAUAAGUUCCUCUCCUUGGGUUGUCCUUGUAUUUGUCUUCUAUCAAAUCAAAGAAAUGGUGGCACUUAGCAAAGACAGUUCGUUUUCUGAAAACCAACAUCUACAGGAAGAUAACACGAAUCCUAAUUAUCUUCAAAUAACACAAUCUUCACAACUGGCCAGAAAUGAAGAGUCUGCUGCCCAGCCAUAUGUUACAGGUCCACCUGAUAUUCAAGAGCACAUUAAACCACCUUGCCCAGAAAAGAAUGAAAAUCCAACCCAAACGGAUGCAAGCCUUCCGCACAACAAUACUCCUCUGUCUCCAGCAGAAGAGACAGGGCAUUAAAAAAAACAUAUAUUUUAUUAUUAUAAUAUAUAUAUAUUGUGGGCCUUGCAGGAAAAAUGGAACUUAAUAUAUUGUCUCAAUUGUUUACAAGAACCAUAUUUAAGUUAAAGUUUUGUGGAAAAAAUAUAUCACAUUAUUGUUUAUUUGCUAAGCAUCCAAGCAAUAACUGGACUAAAAUAUAGCAUUGCUGGAUAUGGCAGGUGGGAAAGGCCUCAUAAAUUGUUCUUAUCUGUUUUUGUUUUAUUCCAGGUAUGUCAAGAUUUUGCCCCUAAUUUUAGCCAAACGGUUGGAUAUUUAACUUGAUAAAGUAGAACCCCAAUUUUACUUCCUUACCUGCAGAUUUUAAGUUUCUUUUCUGGAUUUACGAUGUUUUUAUCCAGUACCACAAAAGCAUACUGCAUUUUUCAUUCCAUGAUUUUAAAUUUUCCCCUAAAAAAUGCAACAUCAGGGUUCUACCGUAAUUGCAAAACUGUUUUCUAUUGCAUUUUCUUUAUAUUUGUGCGUGACUGUGCAAUUAGUUGAAAUUAGAAGAAAAUGCACUGUUCUUUUAAAAAUAUAUUUGUUCCUUUGUAUAAAUUAACUCUGUGCUAUAGUGUAGAGCACUCAUCCGCAGUACAGCACUCAUCUGCAGGGAACACUUGAGGGCUGAGAAUGACAUGCAACUGUGCAUUUCUCGCUAACCCACACGUGGAUCUUUUUGCCUAGGUGUUCUCUUUAAUGAGCAUCUGUUCCUGUGUUGGGCACGGGUAUACUGCCUGCUAUUUAAAGGUAUUCCUCCAUUUAAUUUGCAAUAUGAGGCUUGAUAAAUGCAAAAUAAAUGUCAGUGCUAUGUGUCUUAUUUGUUAUGAAGGUAUACACGUAAAUGUCUGUGUUCUGUUUUAUUUGCAUUUUUUAUUUAAAUGUGAUUUUUCUUUGUUGGGUUUGGAAUGCAUCCUUACCAUUUCUUUAUGCAUUAAAGGAGAAGUAAAGCUUAACUAAUGAAGUAGGGCAGAAAUGUUGCACAAAAUCCAAGAUGAGGAGCUCAUGUGACAACUUGGAAAGCCUGGUUCAUUACUACUAUAGAGAUACUAAACCUUUGGCUUGAUUCAAUAUAUUCAGCAUAUAAUAUAUACCAUUUCUAGCUAUAUUAUAUUUAUAUUUUUAGGGUUCAGUUCUCCUUUAUAGUCAUUUUUGAUAGAGAUGCCAAAAAAGACAAUAAAGCCCCAAGACAAAAUAUUUUAUAUUGUGUUCUCAAUAAAUAUUUAUUGUGCUAUUUCAAAAGUGCAAAACACACAACCCCCCGCCCUCCCACACACAAACAAAGUUCAUAAAAUUCAUAUUGAGUUAAAACUGAACUUUGAAACAAUUUGAAACAAUAUUGGUGCAUAAGAAGAGGUCUACGUUCUGAGUGUGUGUGUGUGUGUGGGGGGGGUGCUUGUUAUUGUGAGAAGAAGAAAAAUGCUUGAGUGUAUUUAGCCAAAGGGAGGCAGCUGCAAACAAGUUUGAAUGUCUCUUUCCUAACUUGAGUUAGCAGUGAUACUAAUUGAAUAGAAUAUCUUGAUUCAGCACAUAAAGACAGACCAUCCUGGAACAUACUAGCAUUUUAUGUCAAAUAUCAAUCCUUACAUUUCAAAGUGGACUUUAGGAAUAUGUACUGUAUAUGUAAGUUAUGAAAUGUUUUUGACUUUUAGUUUAAUCAAUGUAAAUGUAAUAAGAAAUGUACUUUAUUUUGAUAUGGGAAACUAGGCACAUACAACAGGCA